Messenger RNA from Sesamum indicum (sesame), 948 nucleotides. Its product is annotated as antimicrobial ginkbilobin-2-like protein. Lineage: Eukaryota; Viridiplantae; Streptophyta; Magnoliopsida; Lamiales; Pedaliaceae. The record is from RefSeq and is a predicted model, not a curated record.
AUGAAUUUUCGACUCUCUUCAUUCCUCUUCAUCAUCUCCACAUUUUCAUCAAUUACAAAUUCCACCCUUAUCCCUCCUCUUCUCUCUCUCGGCUGCACCCCGUCUCCUUCUACUCAUCAUCAUCACAGCAUUAAUCCCAUCAAAACCCUUCUUGAUAACCUCACCUCGGUUGCACUCAACUCCCGCUUCACAACCUUCAACACUACUUUCCGACAAGAAUGGUAUUCGGGCCUCAUGCAAUGCCGGCCAGGGCUCCGCCCCAAAGCCUGCACCCUCUGUGCAAGCGCAGCCCGGAACACAAUCCUAAACCUCUGUCCAAACUCCAAUGCAGUUUCAGUUUGGUACGACGGCUGUUACGUUCAAAUCUCCAUGAUGAUCAUGAAUUCUUCUCAUGAUCACGAUCAUGACGCGCACAUGGAUGUCUCCAACCAUUCUUGCUCGAACAGGACCAAGAAUCAAGACCCGGCCAGGUCCGCGCCAGCUCUCGAAGCCCUGCUUCUCAAGCUAAGAGCCGACGUUGAUCUUGCUACUCAUCAUGGAUUUUCACAGGGGGAGAUCGUGUACGAUAACAUUAACCAUAGCGACAGCAGAAUCUACGGGAUUGUGGAAUGCGUGAGGUCACUUUCACCCCAAGAAUGCGAUUUUUGCGUACGAAAAGCCACUGAGAAGCUUCAGUUUUACUGCGGUGGUAAAAACGGAGGCACUGCGGUUUACGGGCCGUGCCUUGUUCAUUUUGACAGCAAUGAGUUUUACUAUGAAGGGAUUCAUUCUGCUGCUGCAGGAGGUGGUAAUUUUACUGUUUGGGAAGGUGAAAAUGGUGGGAUCAAAAGAGGGUUGGUGAUAGGAUAUUUGGGUGGUGGAGUUGCUUGUUUUCUAGUGUUUGUAUUGUUGGCUUUCUUACUCAGAAGAACAGUUGUGAACAUAGCUAAAGUGGGAACAUUAGCUUAG